AUUUGAUUUUACAAACUCCUACAUAUGGUUUGAGUUCUACAAUGCCCCGUUGGAGAAGGAUAUCUCCUUGAUUUGUGAUACAAUUCGUUCUUGGCACAUUGUUGGACGUCUUGGUGGAUGCAAUUCACUGAAUAUGCAAUUGUCACAAUCUCCUUUGGACAAAAGGCCAAGUUAUGAUGCUGUUCAGGGGGCAAAUGUAAAUCCUACUACGUUCUAUAACAUUGGGGAUCUUGAGAUUCAGGAUAACCUGGCUCGCAUAUGGGUGGACAUUGGGACAAGUGAGCAUUUACUGUUGGAUGUACUGAUUAAUGCUUUGACACAGAUAAGCUUCGACUAUGUUGGUAUCAAGCAAGUAGUAUUUGGUGAAUCUGAAUUUGAGAACUGGAGGGAGAACUUGACAUCGGAGGAUGCCGGUUACAGUGUUCACAAGAUAUAGAUGACUGUUGACUCUGAAAGCUCUUAUGAGAAGAUGAAACAAAGAUAUUGAAGGUAAAGAAAGGUUGUAAGGACAAAAACAACUACAGAGAGCAGGCUUUUACCACUCAGGCUUUCAAGCUGCUAAUACUGGUGCUAUUCGAGGAUUUUCCGUCAGAAGCAUUUCAACUUCUUGAUGAAGCAUCUAGUUUUGGCUUCCAAAAAUGCAUUUUGGGCUCGCUACAUCCGUACUUUUUGGAGAUGAACUUAGCCUACGGUCCUCUAUAUUGAUUAGGUACGUGUAGCCAUGCUGGUGUGAGGGACAACAGAAGUAUAGAAAGCUGCAAGUUUCCUCUUGACUGGUUUCCCUUAGAUUUUGACUACAACUUCGUGUAAGCGACAGAGUCGUAUCAAAGCAAUAUCUUCCACCACCUAUCAAUUGGCAGUGGAAGUGUUUUUACCAUUAUAACAAACCUCACUCAUCAUCAACUGUAAGUUGAAACAACAAAUUAGAUACAUCUUCAUGCGUAGAGCAGGAAAUAAUUCUCAAAUUAGAGGUUGAAAAUCACAUUAUACAAUGCGAAAGUGUCAUCCGAUUGUACUAUGAGAAACUGCUUUUAAGGUUUUGCUUGCUACGUUUGAUAGACUUCUAAACUAAGAAACAUAUAAGUUUCAUCUAUCACAUGCUAUUACAGGUGCGAAGGUGUAAGCUUCGAUCAACCAAAUGCAGAUAUUUUUUGACCA
Nicotiana tabacum (common tobacco) is the source of this 1158-nucleotide messenger RNA. The record is from RefSeq and is a predicted model, not a curated record. Lineage: Eukaryota; Viridiplantae; Streptophyta; Magnoliopsida; Solanales; Solanaceae.